Molecule: messenger RNA, 3133 nt
Organism: Puntigrus tetrazona (Sumatra barb)
Lineage: Eukaryota; Metazoa; Chordata; Actinopteri; Cypriniformes; Cyprinidae
Product: hydroperoxide isomerase ALOXE3
Exons: 14
Coding region: 904-2913 (669 amino acids)
Biological process (GO): linoleic acid metabolic process; lipid oxidation
Molecular function (GO): oxidoreductase activity, acting on single donors with incorporation of molecular oxygen, incorporation of two atoms of oxygen; protein binding; iron ion binding
Source: RefSeq, a predicted model, not a curated record
ACAGCAGAUUAUGAGUUGGUUUAUCCAUUUGUACAAAGUUAUAACAUGCUGUACAGACGAUGGCAAAAAUGAUUGAGUUCUAAGAAACGGUGCUCUCUACAAAACAGAAGUGCUACAAAGAAUUUGUAAAAUUAUUAAGUGUUUUUUUUUUGUUGUUGUUGCUGUUGUGAUUUUUUUCAUGGGCCAAAAGUGAUUCAUAGAGGAAAAUACACACUUCAGGAAUGUCAUGUUAUGAUAAGCUACAACCUGUAGUAUUAUCUACAGCUUGUUUUGCAUAAUAGUGGCCUGAGCUAUUCACUAUUGGAAAGCCAGAAUCCAGUUUGGCAGGGUCCUGUUAACUGGGUUUAAGGUUUUCCUCGUUCGAUUUCAAUCUCAGGCUGUGAUUCAACGUCUACCUCAGGUAUGUUUCCUUUGAAAGUGCAUGUUAAAAUGCGUUUGAGUGGUCUGUAAUUUUACACGUAGCUGCAUUUAGCGACGGUUAUGCUUCCAGUGUCAUCGAUACCGGUCGUUUACUGUCGAGGCGGUUAUAUUCGCCUUCGACGCUGCGCUCGUCAAAUAAGCUAAUGCGGCAAGAAAAAAAAAUGCAGAACACGUAACAAACAAACAAACCUUAAAUUCUUUAGCAAUUUUGCGUUACACGUAUUAAUUUAUUCGUUCAAUUCGCCCAAAAAUGUAAAUAGUUUUGUUCCGAACCUGUGUUACUUUUGUUCUGAGGAACACUAAAUAUAGAUUGGUAGACGUUUUGAAAAAUGGCACGGAGACGUUAUUUCGAAACGCCUUCAUGUUCAGGAUAUCAAUAUUUUUGUUGAAUUCUGCUUCUACAAAAAAUUCAGUGUAUGCCUUGGAUAUUUAGAUAUGUCUCUCAGAAAACAAGUCUAAACCUCUGUAUUCAUUUUCAGAGCCAUGGGGGCUAUAUAUGACAUAGAGGUGACCACAGGAUCCAUGGCCCAUGCAGGCACCUUUGAUAAUAUAUUCAUUACUUUGGUUGGCACACAAGGAGUGAGUGAGCGGACCAAGCUUGACAGCUAUGGAAGAGAUUUUAAAAUUGGAAUGAAAGUGAAGUAUAAAGUGAUUACCAGGUCCACUCUCGCCAACCUGCUGCUCGUCAGACUCGAGAAAAAUAAUUUCAUGUUCUUGCCAGAGAACGACUGGUUCUGCUGUCUGGUAAAUGUAAAAACCCCAGAGAAAGAUGUGAUCCAUUUCCCAUGCUAUCGCUGGAUGGCAGAAGGAGAAGUGAUUGAGCUGCGAGAGGCCAAUGCUACAAAAAUCAAUGAAGAAAAAUAUUCACAACUGAUAGAGCACAGAAAAAAUGAGCUGAAGCUCAACAAACAAGUGUACCAGUGGACUGAGUUUAAAACAGGUCUUCCACAGCAUGCAUGUUUUCAGGAGCCCCUGUCUCUUCCUUCAGCGGUCCUCUUCUCUUUCACUAAACACAUGGACUCAGCUUUCAGCUUCUCCACUGCGCUGGGUGAGAUCAAAAUGAAGAAACUGGUGAAAAAUCCUGAUCAGUGGGUUAAAAUGGAAGACAUGAAGAGUGCGUUUUGGUCAUCUAGAACUAUUGUCUCUGAAUAUGUGCAGCUGCACUGGAUGGAUGAUGAUUUUUUUGGAUAUCAGCUCCUAAAUGGCUCCAAUCCGAGGAUGGUCCAUCGAUGCACUGAGCUUCCUCUGAACUUUGCUGUUACUGAUGCUAUGGUGCAACCUUUUCUUGAGAGUGGAACGUCACUUACUCUGGAAAUGAAGCAAGGGAACAUUUUCUUAUGUGACUAUAAAAGACUGGCAGAUUUACAGACUCAGUUGACCAAUGGGAGGCAGCAGUAUGUCGCGGCUCCACUCUGCCUUCUGUACAAAAACCAAGUGGGCAAACUUCUGCCUAUUGCCAUUCAGUUGCAGCAACAGCCAUCAGAAGACAAUCCAGUUUUCCUGCCUAGCGAUUCUGAGUAUGACUGGCAGCUCGCCAAACUCUAUGUGAGAAAUGCUGACUGUCUUGAGCAUCAAGCCUCUUUCUAUCUGUGCACCUCUCUGGCUGAGACUUUUACAGUGUCAUUAAUGAGAAACCUCCCGGCAGCUCACCCCAUACACAAGUUGCUGGUGCCACACACACGUUAUACCCUACAGAUAAACACCCUCAUUCGGAAUAGACUUCUCAGUCCUGAGGGCGCCGUCACUCAGAAUACUAGUAUUGGAGAUGAAGGGAUGACCAAGCUCAUGAAGAAGGUGCUUUCAGAGCUCACCUACUGCUCUCUCUGCUUGCCUGAAGACAUCAGUGACCGUGGACUGGAAUCUGUUCCUAACUUCUUCUACAGAGACGAUGGUCUUCAGCUCUGGAGUAUCAUAAAGGAUUUUGUAAGAAGCAUGGUGGAGAUUUAUUACCAGAGUGACAGUGAUGUGCAGCAGGACACUGAACUUCAGGACUGGAUCAAGGAGAUCUUCACCCACGGGUUUCUUGAGCAGAGCAGCACAGGAAUACCUCAGUGUUUUAGCACAGUGGAGGAGGUCAUUCAAUUUGUGACAAUGGUGAUCUUUACAGUUUCAGCGCAACAUUCGGCUCUCAGAGCAGGACAGUUUGACUAUGGAAGUUGGUUUCCCAACGCCCCUGGCUCUUUAAAAAGACCCCCUCCUACAACUAAGGGAAGCUCAGACAAAAACACCCUGCUGGACACUCUCCCUGACACGAACACCUCUGCUUAUCUAGUAUCAGUCUUUUGGCUCCUGAGCAAACCCUCUUCAGAUUUAGUUCCACUCGGGCAAUACCCGGAGGACUACUUUUGCCAGAUGGCUCCUCAAAAAAGGAUAAGAGAUUUUCAAGCAGAACUGUCCUUUUUUAGUGAGUCCAUCAAUGACAGAAACAAGGGGCUAAAAGUGCCUUACAAAUACAUGUGCCCUGAGAACAUAAGCAACAGUGUCAGCAUUUGACACAUUUGAGUGGUGUGACUGUACUUAAUAUAAACCAAAUUUAGAAUCAUUUUUAUAUUCAAAUGUUGUAUAUUUACUUGCUAUAUAAUGUAAUAUUCAGAUAAACACACAUUUUUAAAACUUUGUAUUCUAUGUAAUUGUCUCAUUUGUCAAUAUUGAUUUGAACAUCUAAAAUUACAAAUGAUUCAAGAUUUACAUUUUAAUAAAAAAUAUAUAUAUA